AUGGCUCUUCCAUCCUGCAGCGGCUCCAGGCUCCGGACCGACUCGCUGCCCCCCCCCUUCCGGCCGGUCCAGGCUCCUCUGCUCCGCUCCGCCGGCUCCUCCUUCCUGAUCCGGGACAUCUUGUCGGACCGCCGGUCUCUGUCUGACCCGGGACACCCGGGACCGGAGGCCGAGCCGUGCCGGUCCGGACCGGAUGAAGAGAACAGUUUGAGCGGUUCUUCAGACACUGAGUCCAGAGUGCAGAAGAAGCCUCGUAAAGCUCGAACAGCUUUCAGCGACCAGCAGCUGUCCAGGCUGGAGAGAAGCUUCCAGAAGCAGAAGUACCUGAGCGUCCAGGAGAGGAUGGAGCUCGCUGCGUCUCUGCAGCUCAGCGACACGCAGGUGAAGACCUGGUACCAGAACAGAAGGACCAAGUGGAAGCGUCGGUCAGCUGCUGGUCUGGAGCUGCUGGCUGAAGCUGGCAGGAUGUUCCUGCCCACACACUUCCUGUUCCCUCCUGCCCCGCCCACACUGGACCUCUACCUGUACCGAGGCCAACCAGCCGCCGCCCUGCUGGUCAACAACAAAUCACACCCACACUGA
Messenger RNA from Limanda limanda (common dab), 582 nucleotides. It is a transcript of the gene barhl1a, whose product is annotated as BarH-like homeobox 1a. The transcript is spliced from 3 exons. Bases 1 to 582 code for a protein of 193 amino acids. Gene Ontology annotation, molecular function: DNA-binding transcription factor activity, RNA polymerase II-specific; DNA binding. Gene Ontology annotation, biological process: regulation of DNA-templated transcription. The record is from RefSeq and is a predicted model, not a curated record. Lineage: Eukaryota; Metazoa; Chordata; Actinopteri; Pleuronectiformes; Pleuronectidae.